GUAGUCGGAGCGGUUACCACAGCAAUUGACAUCAGCAGUCUGGCCCCCCGGGAGCCCGUCCGCCUCGCGCCUGCCUGCGGGGCCUGUGUUACAGCCUCUUCGAGGAGUAGAGAGGAGGCGAGGAGGCGUUUGGGGACUCCCACCCCCAUUUGGAGGAUUGGGCAGGCCCGGGAAGGGGCGGAGCGCCUUGGGUGGGCUGUGGCCCCGGCCGCACGGCCCAGGCACAGGGGCGCCCAGGCAGCGGAGAAGCGGCAGCAGCGGGGCAUGGCGGAGGACGCGCCCAAGCCACCGCAGCUCAGCAUGCCCCUGGUCCUGGACCACGACCUCACCAAGCAGAUGCGGCUGCGCGUGGAGAGCCUGAGGCAGCGUGGGGAGAAGCGCCAGGACGGGGAGAAGCUGCUGCGGCCCGUCGAGUCCGUGUACCGCCUCGACUUCGUCCAGCAGCAGAAGCUGCAGUUUGAGCGCUGGGACGUCGAGUUGGACAAGCCGGGCAAGGUCACCAUCACGGGCACCUCCCAGAACUGGACGCCCGACCUCACCAACCUCAUGACGCGCCAGCUGCUGGACCCUGCUGCCAUCUUCUGGCUCAAGGAGGACGCGGAUGCCAUGGAUUGGAACGAGGCCGACGCCCUGGAGUUUGGGGAGCGCCUGUCGGACCUGGCCAAGAUCCGCAAGGUCAUGUACUUCCUCGUCACCUUCGGCGAGGGCCUGGAGCCCGCCAACCUCAAGGCCUCCGUGGUCUUUAACCAGCUCUGAGGCCAGCUGCUCGC
This is a messenger RNA of Hyaena hyaena (striped hyena), 770 nucleotides long. It is a transcript of the gene OMP, whose product is annotated as olfactory marker protein. NCBI's taxonomy places the organism in Eukaryota, Metazoa, Chordata, Mammalia, Carnivora, Hyaenidae. The coding region runs from base 265 to 756 and encodes 163 amino acids. The transcript has a single exon. The record is from RefSeq and is a predicted model, not a curated record. Gene Ontology annotation, cellular component: axon; nucleus; neuronal cell body. Gene Ontology annotation, biological process: sensory perception of smell; signal transduction.